Molecule: messenger RNA, 5399 nt
Organism: Stegastes partitus (bicolor damselfish)
Lineage: Eukaryota; Metazoa; Chordata; Actinopteri; Pomacentridae
Product: F-box-like/WD repeat-containing protein TBL1XR1
Exons: 14
Coding region: 75-1622 (515 amino acids)
Biological process (GO): regulation of transcription by RNA polymerase II
Cellular component (GO): histone deacetylase complex
Molecular function (GO): protein binding; transcription corepressor activity
Source: RefSeq, a predicted model, not a curated record
GCCACUGACGAAGCUUCCUCUGUUCUCCAGGCUCGGUGUGUGCGUGCUGACCUCAUGGUGUAACAGGAGUAAAGAUGAGCAUUAGCAGUGAUGAGGUCAACUUCCUGGUCUACAGAUACCUACAGGAGUCAGGGUUCUCCCACUCAGCGUUUACCUUUGGUAUAGAGAGUCACAUCAGCCAGUCCAACAUCAAUGGUGCUCUGGUUCCCCCUGCUGCCCUCAUCAGCAUCAUCCAGAAGGGCCUGCAGUACGUGGAGGCUGAAGUCAGCAUCAAUGAGGACGGCACGUUAUUCGACGGCCGGCCCAUCGAGUCCCUGUCCCUGAUCGAUGCGGUGAUGCCGGACGUGGUCCAGACGAGGCAGCAGGCCUACCGGGACAAAAUGGCCCAGCAGCAGGCCGCAGCUUCAGCGCCGGCGUCGGCCACCGGGGGCAGCAUCGCCGGCAACGCCAAGAACGGAGAGAAUACUGCCAACGGGGAGGAGAACGGAGCCCACGCCUUAGCAAACAACCACGCAGACCUGAUGGAGGUGGACGGAGACGUGGAGAUCCCUCAGAACAAGGCCAUGGUCUUGAGGGGCCACGAGUCGGAGGUCUUUAUCUGUGCCUGGAACCCAGUCAGUGAUCUGCUGGCGUCAGGGUCCGGUGAUUCGACGGCUCGUAUCUGGAACCUGAGCGAGAACAGUACGAGCAGCUCCACGCAGCUGGUCCUGAGGCACUGCAUACGAGAGGGAGGGCAGGACGUUCCCAGCAACAAAGACGUCACCUCACUAGACUGGAAUAGCGAGGGAACGCUGCUAGCAACAGGCUCCUACGACGGCUUCGCCAGAAUAUGGACGAAAGACGGUAACCUGGCCAGUACUCUGGGCCAACACAAAGGUCCCAUCUUCGCCCUCAAGUGGAAUAAAAAAGGAAAUUUUAUCCUCAGUGCAGGAGUAGACAAGACUACAAUCAUUUGGGACGCCCACACAGGAGAAGCCAAACAACAGUUUCCUUUCCAUUCAGCUCCAGCGCUAGACGUGGACUGGCAGAGCAACAAUACGUUCGCCUCCUGUAGUACAGACAUGUGCAUCCACGUCUGUAAACUGGGACAAGACAGACCCAUCAAAACAUUCCAGGGACACACAAACGAAGUAAAUGCAAUCAAGUGGGACCCCACAGGAAACCUGCUCGCCUCCUGCUCAGACGACAUGACGUUGAAGAUCUGGAGUAUGAAGCAGGACUCGUGUGUCCAUGACCUGCAGGCCCACAGCAAAGAAAUCUACACCAUCAAAUGGAGUCCCACCGGGCCUGGAACCAACAACCCCAGUGCUAACCUCAUGCUAGCCAGCGCAUCCUUCGACUCCACGGUCCGGCUCUGGGACGUGGACAGAGGCAUCUGUAUCCAUACGCUGACCAAACACCAGGAGCCCGUCUACAGCGUGGCUUUCAGCCCGGACGGUCGCCAUCUGGCCAGCGGCUCCUUCGACAAAUGCGUGCACAUCUGGAAUACACAGACGGGAGCUUUAGUCCACAGUUACAGAGGGACGGGGGGAAUCUUCGAGGUUUGCUGGAAUGCAGCGGGGGACAAAGUGGGAGCCAGUGCGUCAGACGGAUCUGUGUGUGUAUUAGACCUUCGGAAAUAGUGCUGCUGUUUGUUGGAAGCCAUGGACCGACCAUGAAUGUGUACAUAGCCAAAUGACUGUCCCUGCCUGCCCUGCGUACUGCUCACGCUUACGGCCCCGCCCACCGACAGACAGGAAGCAGGAAACAGGAACAGGAAGCAAGCAAGCACCCGACACAGCAGGUCCAGACACAGGGAUGAACGGACGGACGGACGGACGGACGGACGGACGGAUUGACGCGCCCCUCUCUGUCUGUGCAGACUCUCAGAGAGACGCAGAAGGGACGCAGAGAAAAAAGAAGAAAAAAAAAACUGAUAGACAAAAAAAACAAAAAAACAAAAACAAGUUACAGAUCCGUAUGUGUACCAAAAUUUGGAAGCUGUUUUGCUUUUUUCGAUCUUUAAACAUGCUCAUCGUCAUCAAAAUGAAAAACUAUGAAAAAAGUGUUGAUUUUGUUCCUAGUCGGAUCUCAUCGUGCGGACAUAUCGACUUCUCCACCACAGAAUAGGAUGGCACUUAGUUUUUUUUAAAUUUCAGAUCUCUCGUUUCAAUGUUUUUAUAUUUUUUAUCUGUGGGGGAGGGGGCGGGGCUGGGCGGGUGGAGGAGCGCAUCCACACCGAACACCGAAGAGCAGCGUCCUCGUCACCAUCUCCAACCAAUGUGGCAAAACUAAAGGCUUUUUCUUUUCGGUUCUGUUUCCAUGUGUGAGUUCUGCUGCGAGCCGGUCGUGCGGUUAACUUGAAGAUGCAGUAGUCGGUCUUCUCCAGAGGACUCGCUCUGGACUCCUGUUGUGCAUCCACACGGCGAGGCGGGGUGGUGAUGUACGACGAGAUGCUUUAAAACAGUACCUUUGUGCACUAUUUGAUCCGGAUGCUUUUAAUCGCAGCUCUGCUCUCUGGACUUUGGCCAUAGUAGUGACAAUAAAUUGGCAAGAAGCCGACUGUUCCCUCCACUUCUCUGAACGUCUCACGCAGCGUCCGGCGGUUUGUACAUGUAGGAAAACACAUCAAUGACUUCUAAUUGGAAUCACCGACAAAAACACACGCUGCCCUGCAGUCUGCUCGCGGAAAGCUCAUCCUCACAUCUCCAGACGAACGCUGUGGAGGCACAAAACAUCUCAGCGACUGAAACCGCGGAGGGCGGAGCCAAAGAACAGCCAGCCAACCGUUGAGAGGACACGUUGUUCCUGGUGUCCACGUUUUUUAUCGUGUUUGUCGUUGAUUAACGGACAAAACUGAGUCCAGCGGUUUCCUCUGUAAUGAGCAGUGAAGCAGGAUUAUUUAUAACAGGACUGGAUGUUAGGGACGACCACCCGAACCUGCUGUUAAAGACUAAAGGAUGAGCUUCUGGUUCUGCUUUCAGCUGAGCAGGACGUAAGAAAUCAGAGGUUGUAUUUAUUAUCGUGCACAUGUUUGUGUUUGUGCACUAUUUUGUUGGUGUUUGCUCUUUGAAACACUUUCUCACACGGAGGUCACUGAAUUAUACGACCAGAGGAUUAAACUGAACGAUCAGUUUAGUUAAGAUGCAUUUAGAAAUUCCCAGUUUGACGUUCAGAGUGCGAGAACAACUCCUCUGGUUCCUGCAGUAAAACCAUUAGAGAAGUCUUACAUUCAGUUUUUUUAUACUAUGAAGUGAAAGUAAAAGAGGAACUAUGAUAUAAAGCAGAGUCAACGCUGUUCUUUAGAUGAGAGUAAAGUAUGAAUAUGAAGCUGUGCUGUUCAAAUAUUCAUGAACACGUCUCUAAUACACAGUUUCACCAACUUCAGCAUUAAGUCAUAAAUGGAUGCUGCUAAGUGUGAUUGUUGGACGUCCUUGAACACACCACGCGUACCUUUUAUGUCCCGAUAUGGUGAUUUUUUAUUUUUUAAAGAGGAAUAUAUGAAUUUUAGACGUCGGAUAAAACGGCGAUGAGUACAUCGAGCACUUCUGAUUAUGUUUUAAGCUCUCAAUCGCCGCGUUCGGAGGGAAAGGACGAAACGUUGGUUCUGAAAACCGUAUUUCAAAGUUCUGGCUUGUUCUGGUUCUUGGGCUCUGAUUCUUUGGCUCCGCCCUCCUGAAGGUUCGACUCAGACUUCAUAAACAUACGUCCCUCUGAAAUAUUUUUAUAAUCAAAAUUCUAGAUUUUUAAAGCUAUUUUUAAAAAAACAAAAAGAAGACAAGGCCGCCAAAUUUCUGUGGCAGGGAGUGGAGGGCUUCAGCGCCACUCUGGACCGCCGUUCGCCGACACGAGGACGAAGACGGACGACGUUUGUUGUGCCCUCGUCAGACGUCGGAGGGUAGAACCCAACGGAGGCACUGAAAGGCGGGAACGAAGCAGACGUGCAAAGAUUUGAAGUAGCUAAAGGUCAAAUGUAAAGUCUUUCCUCCCCCCGACGACAUCUUGGUGAAUUAAAACAGUCAAACAUGAAGCUGCAUCUUCAGUGUAUUUGAAUUCAUCCGCCCUCUCACCUUCGGCUCACCUUCUCCUGUGAAGGUCCCCACCGACCAGACGUUUUAUACUCUUUUAAAGACAAAUUUAAAGUUACAUUUUUGUAAUUUCUUUGUAGAUCUGAAGCAAAUGUGAAAUGAUUUAUUGGCAGUGUUAAUUUACAUGUUCUAUAAAUUUGACAGAUUUUGUUUUUUUUGUUCCGUUUGAUGCGAACAGUAAAGGUUGACCUGCAAUGUACCGCUCACCGAGUGGAGCCGCCACGCUGACGGCACCUCGGCCCGGGGAGACGCUUUUUUCCCCCCCAGCAGCGAAUCACCACUAAAUUUGUUUGAAUAAAGAAAUGUUUUACUUUUUUCUUUUGCUUGAAUCUCUUUGGGAGGUUUUUGUCCCGGAACAACGGGCGAGGGAGAAAACGACUUUCUUCUGAAGCUCGUAAAACAUUAAAAAGAAAAAACUUGUAAAACUCAAUAAGAUUGUAAUUUUUCAAUGGAGCCGAGACUCCGGGGAGUUUUUCAGUCCCCGCUUUGUUUGACAGCUAAAGCUGGGAGUCGUAGCAGAUGUUUUGUGGAGGAAGCUGCUCUGUGAGCGCACGACGGGACGUUUUCUGCAAAAGAAAAAACAACUUCACACCCAAAAAAACAAAAAUAAAUCCAGUUUAAAGUCAGAUCUGUGCUCAGUGAAAGCAGCCGCUGAGCAGUUCCAGGUUUGGUGUGUUUCCUAUUUGCCAACUUUAGUAAAACAACCUGAAAUCAUUUUAUGAAAUAUUUGUGUGUGAAGUGUUUCUUCUGUGCAGGAAACGUCCACUCCCUCCCACACUGAGACGACGCUUCACUGAGAAUCAAAUCUUCCAAAAUCAUUCUGCAUUGGCCAAAAAAGAAAUCUAAUCCUGACCGAACAUUUCAGAUCUGUGACCAUUGAAGCCUUCGUCUGGCGUCACUCAGAGGUUGAAUGAAACCAAACCCUGCCUCUGAGGCCCCUCUGCUCCGGAGGAACGUUUGUACGGCUGCAGAUGAACGAAUUCCUUCCUCGAAUAAAUUGGACGUUUCAACACCUGGACUUCUGGAGGUUUCAUGUGUUCCUAUUUACAGCCCUGUGCACUAUUUCUUCCCUGCAUUAAUGAAACACUCGGGAUCCAAAAGUUCAUGCACCCGGACAGAGCCGCCCUCCCCCGAGGCGUCGGCCUGUGCCACAGUGUGUCUGGGUGAACCUGGCCAAAGUCGCUGAGUCAGCCUUUAUCUGUGCCGCCGUGUCGGCUCUCCAAGCCUUUUCUGUUCUGUUUCUCUCUGCAGCUCGCAUCGUCACAUCCAUCUGUCAUCAUUUAAGUCAGAUCAGUGAAACUUAAGUCCAGAAUAAAAUAUAUUUUGAUAAGA